Messenger RNA from Microsporum canis CBS 113480, 1305 nucleotides. RefSeq lists its product as uncharacterized. Bases 1 to 1305 code for a protein of 434 amino acids. Gene Ontology annotation, biological process: GPI anchor biosynthetic process. The transcript has 2 exons. NCBI's taxonomy places the organism in Eukaryota, Fungi, Ascomycota, Eurotiomycetes, Onygenales, Arthrodermataceae. Gene Ontology annotation, cellular component: Golgi membrane. Gene Ontology annotation, molecular function: glycosyltransferase activity. The record is from RefSeq and is a predicted model, not a curated record.
AUGCGAAUUCGCAACGCUCACUCCUUUUUUCACUCUUUGUUCUCUCGGAAUUCAUGUCGCUUCAUUCUCGCCUCCCUCCUUUGCUACCUUCUCCUUAUUCAAUACUGCCGAACUUAUAACUAUCGCGACCCAACUUCCGCCUUCUUCAAUGCCAACAAGGGUUAUGAACCUAUAUACUCCGGGUUCAGGGCAUCCAAGGCCACUGACUUUAUCCGGCACAUCGAGGCAGCCGUCAGCUCUCAGAAUACCACUACCUUCAACUCCGCAAGAGCCGGAAAUGCAAGUCUCUGUGUCGGUAUUGCCUCCAUUGCUCGGAAGGAUGUGAGCUAUAUUGAAGCAACAGUUGGGUCUUUACUUAUGGAUUUAAGCCCGCAAGAGCGUGAAGAUAUCCACCUGAUCCUAUUUAUACCCCAUGUAGAUCCGACGAUUCAUCCGUCUUUUAAAAGUAAUUGGAUAUCGGCUAUGUCAGAUAGGGUUCUACUCUAUAAUGUCACCCAAGACCAGCUUGAUCAUCUCAAGCGGCUAGAAGAAGAGGGUGGUUUAUUCAGGGAGAAGGGUUUAUUUGAUUAUGUAUAUUUGCUCAAGGCUUGUCAAGCCAUGGGAGCACCGCAUGUUAUAAUGGUAGAAGAUGAUGUUCUUGCGAUGGAUGGCUGGUACCAUCGAACCAAAGAGGCCUUGAUAGAUGCAGAAAGGCAGACUAAACAGUUAGGGACUUCAAACUAUCUAUACCUUCGGCUAUUUUAUACCCAAGGCCUUUUAGGAUGGAAUAACGAAGAAUGGCUUAUAUAUCUUAUCUCCUCCAUGGCUGUUAUUGCAGCUCUCUGGGGUAUACUUGUUACUGCCCGGUGGUACAUCCCCCGUUUAAGCAAGCAACUCUCAAAUAAGGUCAUCUUGCUUAUCUGUCUUGUCCAUGGGCCCAUCUGCAUUUUGCUCUUUUUUGCCUCAGGCCGUUUGUCAAUGCUACCAACUCAGCCUGGAGUUCACCAAAUGCCACGUUUUGGAUGUUGCUCCCAAGCUCUCGUGUUUCCACAUGACCGUGUUGCGGAUGUGAUAUCUUGGUAUGAGACGAAGAAAAUUGGAUUUGCAGAUUCUCUCCUAGAGGAAUAUGCCAAUCGCAAUAACGAGAUUAGGUGGGCACUAACUCCGAGUGUUUUCCAACAUAUUGGCGUCAAGAGCUCGAAGCAAGAUGGCUCCGGCGAUAAUGCUGCGAAAGUGAUUUGGAACUCUGAGUUUGAAUUGAAUGACCCGAUUGCACUGCAAGUUGAACAUAACGUCGCUACCCAGGCCGCGAACACUAUGAUGUGA